This is a messenger RNA of Alligator mississippiensis (American alligator), 1976 nucleotides long. RefSeq lists its product as uncharacterized. The transcript is spliced from 2 exons. The record is from RefSeq and is a predicted model, not a curated record. Bases 172 to 1206 code for a protein of 344 amino acids. NCBI's taxonomy places the organism in Eukaryota, Metazoa, Chordata, Crocodylia, Alligatoridae.
UGCUGCUGUUUUCUGCCUUUUGGUUCCUCCGUUCUCCUGUGGUACCACGGACAAGGCUACCGCAGGAGGCUACCGCCAAGGCUCAGGCCUGGCGGUGACAAGGCAUCUACAGCUGCUCGAUCACGAGAUCCAUCGAGCACCAAACUGCAGCACAUCCAAGUCAACGCAGCGAUGGCCGCCUACUUGUAUGUCGCGAGUGGGGUAGUCACCCUAUUCCUGCUGUUCCCGACAGGUUCCUCAGCAAACAGGACUGACUCCACAACAUCUAACUCGGUUCUGUCCCUUUUAUCACUCUGGGCGAACCUUACGGGAGAUAGUGAAAAGUCAGGACUCACCGCAUGCUUACGCCUGCCUUUUUCUGUUAACGACCCGGUGUUAACCCCGUUUGUAUAUCCUCUUAAUGUUGAUAAGCGGUUUAAAGCCCGGAACACCAAUCUGAACCCCAAUAUUACGAUAGCUCAACAUUCUUUUAUAUAUUCCCAGUGCCAACACACCGUCUAUUACCGGUAUUCCUGGCCACAUAACUUGACCCUAGCUAAAAUGAACCGCUCUGUCUGCAGAUCGGAGGCUAUGUUUCCACCUGCCCCCGUUCGGCUCUUCUAUAACAUUGCGCGUUCAGAAAUACCAUGGGGGAUUAACCCAAAGGGAAUAAAGUGGUCCAGGGAUGACAAUUCGUUAACCUGGAACCCCACAGCCAUCACACCAACAUGGUACUUAGCUUUUCCACCAGGCCCAAACAAAACGAGGGCACGAGAUGAGUCUGGCCCGGUUCCAUCCGUCCUUCAGCGGACCCGAUCUCUAGUUUCUUGGAACGAGUCGCUAGCCAUCAACAUAUCGGAUGCCCAAGACAGGCGCUCAUACUUUUACCCCAUCUUAAUCGCGGCCAGACUUAGUCAAUGGUUCUAUGGUUACGACGCACCUGCAAACACAGUCGAUCUCCCUCGUGAGGUAGCUUUGAUCAGAUGGAAAGACCAAAGCUGUGCACUGAUCAAUACGCCAGCCCCCAUAGGGAUGCUAUGGGCCUGCUCAGACGGGCAGCUUUAUAUUAACCUCCCAGCUACCCUAACAGGUGUCCAAUGUUUUUUGAGUACAGUAAUGCUCUGCCCUCCUUUAAGUGUUAAUACAGCUCACCCGAAUAGCCCGACCGUACUCUGUCACCAUAAGCGAUACCUUCCGGUGUGGAGUAAGUUGACACGGGGCGAAUGAUUCAGCCAACAUUUGGCGUGGACGCCUGAAGGUCUUUUUGCGUGGGGGGUAGGGAUAGGCAAAGUGAGAGUCGCUAGCACCGAGUUAGCUGAACAAGUUGAGAUUUCUAGCCAAUAGUACCAAAACAUCCCUACGGUUAUUGAACCAACAACUACAAGCUACAUCACAUAUGACCAUGCAGAACCGCUUAGCCCUCGACGCAAUGUUGUUACACCAGGGAGGCGUUUGUCAGUUUCUUAACCUGUCUAAGGAAUACUGUUGUAUUAGCAUACCCAAUGUUACUAUUCCAUUAGAAGAGCAACUCGACCGCAUAAAACAAGUUGCCACAGACACCAAUAAAAUUGCCAGAAUCGGGAAAGGAUGGUUAGCCGACAUUUUUAGUUGGAUAGGAUGGGACACGUCAUUCUGGUUGAUACACUUGUUAACUCCUAUUAUUACCUUGUGUUUACCAAUAGUCAUUGUUAUAUGUUUGGGUUGUUGUAUUUUACAGUUUGUUAAAGAUCGAUUUAUUAAGUUAUUUGCUUAUGUGUAUACUCGUUUACCACUUGAACCUUAUAAAGACGACGAGUUCCUAGACGAAAAUUACUUGUAACCUAAUUCCCUUGUCCAUUGUGACAUGGUCAAGGGGGCAUGUCAUAACCAAAUGAGUUGAGUGCCCCUGUCACAAUAGAACUGCCCUGAAUAACCACAGUUACUUUCAAAUUUGGUACGUUCUGCCUCAUUAGCUAUUCCCACCUGGCAGUCUGUUAUUGGCUACUCUAAAUGUAUAA